ACUAGCCAUACAGCGACAAACGAAGAGGCCAAAUACGAAAAAAAUGCGAAAUAUUUGUUAAAAAAGAGCACUGAAGAGGCCAAUUGCAGCUUAAAGUGAUUAUAGAAGUGCAAGUUCCUUGUUCCAGUUGCCAAUGGUGUUGUUAUGGUCAACGGCAAGCCCCGCAGUUAGCCGUUAGGAAGAUGUGCGCAGCGAUUCAUUGCUGGUUGACAUAAGCGAAGGCAGGCUGCAAAACAGAUCCAAAAACAAUAGCUAACAGUCGGAACUGCAACACAAACUUGCAGCAGAAACAGCAGCCAGCCUCUGGAGCAGCAUUAUUGAAUAGCAAGAGCAACGAAGUGCGCUAGCAGCAGCUGCAGGUGAUGGCCGCCUCGUCGUCAGAUGCAUUGCAAACUAUCACUGUGGACUUCAGAGAAAUCGAUCUACGCGAGAAAGUCGGCCAUGGAUCGUACGGUGUUGUGUGUAAGGCCAUCUGGCGCAAUCAGUUGGUUGCCGUCAAGGAGUUCUUUGCCAGUGCCGAACAGAAGGACAUCGAGAAGGAGGUCAAACAGCUGUCGCGAGUCAAGCAUCCGAACAUCAUUGCGCUGCACGGCAUCUGCUUGGCCCAGCAGGCGACAUACCUGAUUAUGGAGUAUGCCGAGGGCGGAUCUCUGCACAAUUUCUUGCACGGCAAAGUGAAGCCCGCCUAUAGUCUGGCCCAUGCCAUGAGCUGGGCACGCCAAUGUGCAGAGGGUGUCGCAUACCUGCAUCAAAUGACGCCCAAGCCUCUCAUACAUCGUGAUCUGAAGCCACUUAACUUGCUGCUGACCAACAAGGGGCGCAAUUUGAAGAUCUGCGACUUUGGCACCGUGGCGGACAAGUCCACCAUGAUGACAAACAAUCGCGGCAGCGCUGCCUGGAUGGCGCCUGAGGUAUUUGAGGGCUCAACAUAUACGGAGAAGUGCGACAUCUUUAGCUGGGCAAUAGUGCUGUGGGAGAUGCUGUCGCGGAAGCAGCCCUUCAAGGAUAUUGACAAUGCCUACACCAUACAGUGGAAGAUCUACAAGGGCGAGCGACCACCUCUGCUGGACAAUUGCCCCAAGAACAUUGAGCAACUUAUGACAGACUGCUGGAAGACAGUGCCCGAUGAUCGGCCGUCAAUGACCUACAUUGUGGGCGUAAUGAAUGAGAUUAUCAAAGACUAUGUUGGCGCCGAUAAGCCGCUAGAGUAUGCGUUUGUCAACCAACAGAUUGUGACCAAAGAGAGUGACGGAACGGUGGCCGCUCAAUAUGAUAGCCAAAGCUAUAGCUCCAGUGAUAUGAGUCUGGCGUCCACACAGCUAACGCCCACCAAUGCACGCGGCACGGCGACUGAGAUCGAAACGGGUCUGGGCACUGGCUCCAGCAACAACGAAUAUACCUCAUCAGAAAUCACGCCCACCAACUCGGGCCAACUUGACAAUAAUGGACUGUUCCAUAUGAGCAGCAGCAAUCGCUGGGACGCCAUACCCGAGGAGGACAGCAGCGAGAGCCAAAACGAUAGUUUCAAUCUAACCUCAUCUGCCGAGGCAUCGAAGCGCUUGGAAACCAUACGCAAUGGCAUGAUACAGAUGGCCAGCAGGCCAAUGGAGCAACUUACGCUGGACGUUGAAGCGAAUGGUUUCGACUUGCAUCGCAGCGAGAGCAGCCGCAGCAGUUUGCAUGCCAAAAGCGAUGGCCGGGAACGCUUGACAGUGACGGACACGAAGCCGGUUAUCAUGACCAGCAGCAGCAGUAGCGGCGGCGGCGGCAACAACCCCACAGACCUCACAAACAACAACAAUAAUAAUCAUAAUCAUAAUCAUAAUCAUAAUCAUAACAAUAGCUCUAAUAACAAUGAAAUCUAUUCAUCCAAUGGACUGCUCAGCCACGCAGCCAAUGACAGCGUCGAUGCGAAUGCCGUUGCCGUUGCCGUUGCUGAUGUGGAUGCGGAUGUGGAUGGGGAUGCGGAUGAGGAUGGGGAUGGGGAUGGGGAUGCUGGCUGUGGCUGCACGGAGCAGUCGUUGGCCGAGAUUCUCGAUCCCGAGCUGCAGCCAGAGCCGCCCAUACCGAACAAUGCCGAGUCGCAGGCGAUCUAUAGGGAUCAUCGGCACAUGGCCAGGGAGUAUCUGCGCGUCGACACGAGCCUCUACUAUGCGCAGGACUUCAAGGACAAGCUCAUACUGCAAAUGGAUCGCAUCGAGCGGGAGCAGAAACAGGAGAUAUUACGCAAAAUGAAAGACAAGGAGAGCCUGCAGAGCCUCUACAACAAUCUGCAGCAGCAGUGGGAGAAGCUGCCUGGCAACCGACUCGCGCCCACUCAUCCGCGUCAGCCCCCGCCAGUCGUCAGCAGCAGCAGCAGCAUCAGCCAGGAGCUGCCCGGUGGCAUUGCCGCCGGCGAUGCCGUGGAUAACGAUGGCUGGGUCUUCAUAGCGCCGCAUCACAACACAUAGCUUUCGCGUGGAUUCAGUGCUGGGGAAUCCGUCUUAACCAAUAGCUGUACUGUACUUCCAACUGUAUUUGUUUUACAUUUAAAGCAAACAUUUUAAGCUGUAGUCGUAACGCGUAACUGUAAUUGUAAUCGUGCUUAAGUUUAGUCUUUUAACGUUCUCUUUUCUGUUAGAUCUGAUCUGUCUAUAUAUAUGUUCAUAUAUGUCUUGUAGACGCCUAAAUGUCUAAGUAUCUUUUAGCCAUGUUUCUUGUUUCUAGCAAUCUAAGAUUUUAUUGCUGCGCGCAUAUAAUUGUAUAUAGCUAUAUGUAUGUAUGUAUUUACUGUGACAG
Drosophila navojoa is the source of this 2778-nucleotide messenger RNA. RefSeq names its product TGF-beta activated kinase 1 (gene Tak1). Gene Ontology annotation, biological process: JNK cascade; positive regulation of canonical NF-kappaB signal transduction; protein phosphorylation. The record is from RefSeq and is a predicted model, not a curated record. Lineage: Eukaryota; Metazoa; Arthropoda; Insecta; Diptera; Drosophilidae. Gene Ontology annotation, molecular function: MAP kinase kinase kinase activity; ATP binding.